Molecule: messenger RNA, 1684 nt
Organism: Phyllotreta striolata
Lineage: Eukaryota; Metazoa; Arthropoda; Insecta; Coleoptera; Chrysomelidae
Source: the annotation of a GenBank genome assembly
UAAGCAUUGGCUGAUUCUUAGCUAAGUAAUAGAGUACACCUCUGAACUCUUUGUUUAUCUAAUUACAUCUUAAACAUUUUAAAAUUAAAGGUAUUUGUUAGUCAAUGUAUUUACCAAUUUUUAUUUAAAGUUUGAAAAAACAACAGUUUUUGUUAGUGUAGUAAACAGUAGAGUUGCAAUUAUAAUUCCAAUGACGUGGAUACCAAAUAUACUCGUAUUCUUCGCGACUGUAUCAAUUUUAACGUAUUUCUACGUAACGAGAAGGUUCAAUUACUGGCGCAAACGGAAUGUCUUCUAUCAGAAACCCACCCCGUUCUUCGGCAAUUUCAAGGACGUGGUCCUCAUGAAGGACACCAUAGGAACCUGGCUAAGAAAAACCUACGAAUCGGCCAAAUCGCAACCUUACUAUGGCAUAUUCAUUUUCGACGAACCCUGCCUGGUCGUCAAGGAUCCGAAGAUAAUCAAGAACGUCCUGAUCAAGGAUUUCAACAGCUUCUCCGACAGAGCCACAGCCAACGCCGAGCACAACAAAGUCCUGCGAAACUUCCUGUUUUUCAUGAGAAACCCCGAAUGGAAAUCGACGAGGAACCAAAUGUCUCCAAUAUUCACUUCGGGGAAACUGAAGGCGAUGUUCCCGACGCUUUCGGAAGUAGGCGAACGAUUCCAAAAGUACAUCGGCAACAACCUGGGCGUGAUCGAAGCGAAAGAAGCAUCGUCGAAAUUUUCCACGGACUUUAUCGCCAAAGCCUUCUUCGGCAUCAACGCCCACUGUUUCGACGACGAGAACGCCAUCUUCAGGGUGCUCGGGCGGAAGGUGUUCGAUUUCUCGGUGAGGAACGGUUUCGUCAGCACGGCCUACUUUUGCAUGCAGAACGUCGUUAAAUUGUUCAAACUCAAUUUCACCGAGCAGUGGAUCAUCGAUUACUUCGCCGACAGUUUCUUGCACGCCUACGAGAGCAGGGUGCAGAGCGGCACUCGCCCCAACGAUUUCAUCGAUUUGCUCAUCGAUACCAAGAAGAAGGAUUUCGAUGGGAAAUUCGAUAUAAAUAUGAUAAAAGGUGCCGGUAUGCAAUUCUUUUUGGCCGGAUUCGAAACCACCAGCUCCACGGUCUCUUACACUUUGUACGAACUGUGCCUGAACAAAAAUAUUCAGAACAAACUAAGGCAGGAAAUAUUGGCUAGCAUUAAGGAACACAACGGAUUGACUUACGACGGGGUACUCGGCAUGAAGUACUUGGAUAUGUGCAUUAAAGAAACUCUUCGUAAAUAUCCGGUGUUGCCAUUUUUGGAUAGAAAGUGCCUGACGGACUACAAAGUUCCGGGUACUGAUUUGGUGGUGGAAAAAGGAACUACUGUGUAUAUCCCAUUGUUCGGCUUGCAGUACGAUGAAAAGUACUUCCCGGAGCCGGAAAAGUACGACCCGGAGCGGUUUUUGGACGCGAAAAAGUACAAUAUGGAUGGGCUGGUGUACUUGCCCUUCGGGGAAGGACCUAGGGCUUGUAUAGGAGAAAGGCAGGGUUUGUUGCAGUCGAAACUCGGAGUGAUAUCGGUUUUGAGUAAAUUCGAGGUGGAGAAGUGCGCUCAAACUCCGGAUCCGAUUGAAUUUGAAGCCAAAAGUCUCGUGCUCCAGUCGAAAGUGGGCCUUCCGAUGACUUUUAAAUUAAUUGUACCAUCACCGGCAUAG